Messenger RNA from Aspergillus glaucus CBS 516.65, 666 nucleotides. Its product is annotated as GNAT family N-acetyltransferase. Gene Ontology annotation, molecular function: acyltransferase activity, transferring groups other than amino-acyl groups. The coding region runs from base 1 to 666 and encodes 221 amino acids. NCBI's taxonomy places the organism in Eukaryota, Fungi, Ascomycota, Eurotiomycetes, Eurotiales, Aspergillaceae. The transcript is spliced from 3 exons. The record is from RefSeq and is a predicted model, not a curated record.
AUGCCCGCCCUCCUCGAAGACCCCCAAAACCAUAUUCCCCCACCCCCCUCAGCCCAAAAACAAGCCCCCCUCCUAACACCCCGCCAAACAACCCUCCCCAAAGCCUCCAACGCCCCCGUAACCCUCUACCCCGUCACAAACGGCCCCGAAUCCCUCCCCGCCGAUCUAAUAAAGUACCUCUACGCCGAAUUCUCAGCGGAGAUCGAGCGCGGGGCGACGUAUCCGAUGGAAGAGCCCUUGGAGUUGGAGAAAUUUGCGGGGUAUUGGUUUGGGACGUUUGCUGUUGUUGCGGUGUUGGGUGAGGAUAAGGAGGGAAGUGGGUUGAGGGAGGGGAGGGAUUGGGAGAGGGAGUGUUUGGGGACGUUUUAUGUUAAGCCGAAUUAUCCUGGACGUUGUUCGCAUGUGUGUAACGCGGGAUUCCUGACGACCAACGCAGCUAGGAAUAAGGGUGUUGGGAUUGUCAUGGGCGAAACAUACCUAGAGUAUGCGCCGAAAUUGGGCUACAAAUACUCCGUCUUCAACCUGGUCUUCGAAAAUAACACGGCCUCUAUCAAGAUCUGGGAGAAACUUGGCUUCAAGAUCAUCGGCCGAGUUCCCGGUUGUGCAAGACUCGCUAAUAGCGAGGAACUGGUUGAUGCGUUGAUUAUUGGGCGGGAGCUGGUUUAG